Molecule: messenger RNA, 5030 nt
Organism: Strigops habroptila (Kakapo)
Lineage: Eukaryota; Metazoa; Chordata; Aves; Psittaciformes; Psittacidae
Gene: ADGB
Product: androglobin
Exons: 35
Coding region: 95-4786 (1563 amino acids)
Biological process (GO): proteolysis
Molecular function (GO): heme binding; oxygen binding; calcium-dependent cysteine-type endopeptidase activity
Source: RefSeq, a predicted model, not a curated record
UUUGCGCCCAACCCUUCCCGCCGCGGCCCAUGCCCGGCUGGGGCCGCUAACUCGGUCGCCCGGCAACACGGCGGACGCGGCGGGACACGCGGCCAUGGCGUCCAAGGGGAGCAAGAAGAAGGAGUUGGGCAGCCGCCCCAGCUCCAUGACGCUGGGCGUCUUCGCCAGAGAUGCAACUGUGUCUUCCAGUGAGAAGUGGAGAUUUCCUAUUUGGCCAGAAUGGAACGAAGCAGAUAUCAAUGCAGAAAAAUGGGAUACUGGAAAAGCUGGAAAAGAGAAAGAUAAAACUGGGAAAAGUCCUAUUUCACAUUUCUUUGAGGAUCCUGAAGGGAAAAUAGAGUUGCCAGCAUCUUUAAAAGUACAUUCAUGGAAACGCCCCCAUGAGUUUUUAGCGCAUAAGAUUCCCGUGGUUGUCAAAAAUGAAACCUCAUUUGACCUUGUUUCAGAAAAUGAGCAUAUAUUUUGUAGUGAGCUGAUGAGAUGGAUUAUAAGUGAAAUUCAUGCAGUCUGGAGGAUAUAUAAUGGAAAGGCCUUAACUAAUGGAACAGCCACACUUUUUUGGAAACCAUGGGAACACAUUUAUGCAUUAUGUAAAGCUACCAAGGGACACAUGCCACUGUACAAUAACUAUGGAAAAUAUGUAGUGAGACUUUAUUGGAUGGGGUGCUGGAGAAAAAUCAUUGUGGAUGACACUAUGCCUUUCAAUGAAGAGAAUAAUUUGUUACUACCAGCUACAACCUACGAAACUGAACUUUGGCCAAUGUUGCUGUCCAAAGCUAUCAUUAAGCUGGCCAAUACUAGUAUAUGUGAAACUGCAGAAAGAGAGCUGGAGGAAUUUACAGCUCUACAUACACUGACUGGAUGGAUACCAGAAGUUAUUCCUCUCCAGCUUGAAUACUUGGACAAAGUCUGGGGCUUUUUGAAAGAGAUUGUGCCAGAAUUCAAGUUGCCAAAUAAGAAAGCUUCAGAACUUGAUACUCCUCAGUCAGAUACAAAACCUAAAGAGACCGAAGUCUCAGAGUUAAAAAAUGAAGUUUCAACUGUCAAUAAGCAGUCAGAUAAACCUGAGAAAGCAGGGAAAGCUGAUAAAAUUGGCAAAGAAAAAGCAGAGCAAAAAGAAAUCGGAAAGAAGAAAACCAGAAACGGAGAUAAAGAAAAACACAAGUUAGCACUUCAGUCUUCUGAAACCAGAUAUUCUUUUCAGGCCUUAACUGAAAAAUCAUCUGUGCCAACCCAGCCAGAAAUGGUCGUGUAUGCUGGCUGUAUACCACUACAUUUGUUUGAAAAGGAUGUUUUUUCAUUAAAGCAGAUGGCUGAUUCUUCAGAGAAACUGAGGCAGUAUGGGCUUUCCCACAUAUAUAGCCAUCCUGUCCUAAUCACUAGAACGAGGUCCUGUCCUCUGGUAGCACCACCACAACCACCACCAGUUCCUCGUUGGAAGCUUUUCCGUCAGAAAAAGGAAACUCUUGUGUCAUCUGAACCCCAAGUGUCUAUGGUAAAGGAACCUGAAGAACAUGUUGAGAUUGCUAGCCUAUUUUUGAAUUACAAACUGAAUGUUAUUACAAUACCCACAGACAUCCGCUUUCCACAGUCUGCCCUCAAAAAAGGAUUUGAUUCUCUAUCCCGUCUGCCUUCUGUUACUGAAAGUGAUGAAAAUGUGAGAGACAGUAAUGUGGAUAUGAAUCAAAGUGUGAGACACUCAAAUGCGGAAGAUGAUUCUCAGGAGACCACCCUCAGUGGGCAGCAAAACACAGAGACACCUGCUAAAGAAUUACAUGAGAAUACCGGUUUUGAUGCAAAACGAAAAUUAGAAAGAGCUGAUACCAAUAUGAACAUCCAGACAGGGGAUAAAUUGAAGGAAGAAAUUGGGUCAGAAAGGACUUCUGUUUGCAGGGAAAUCUGGAUUAGUUUUGAAGACUUCUGUGUUUGUUUCCAGAACCUGUAUGUUUUCCACAAGCCACAUACAUAUGCUUAUAACUAUCUGAAGACGGAUUUUAAGUUUUCUGAUGACCGAGUCUUCUAUUACUUACUUGUGGACAGUCUGAUGCCCAUUGAAAUCCUGGUUAGCUUUUCUGCAUUAGUACACUGGUAUGAUACUGGAGGUACUAAACGAGAAUCUUCUAGUAUUUCAAAGGGUGUGCUGACAGUUGAACGUUUCUCAUGGAAAUGUGUGACUCCUGGAGAACUUCUGUUAAAGAUGCACACAUCCGCAACCAAAGCUACUGUGUUAAAUCUUCCUGUUGGGCGACAUAUAUUGCUCUUCACAGUAAGUUCUCCCAUAGGGCACCAUAUUCAUCUGUGUAGCAUGGUGCCAUGUGUGUUUGGAGAAGAGGAUACUGUGAUACCAUGUCUUGAAAAGGAGAGCUAUCGGUUUAUAGAACAGGCUACAGCUAUCCUGAAAGCUAUUGGAAAUGUGAUAAAUAAUUUCAGCAGUAAGCCUGAGCUUUCUAAAGCCUUGAAGGAGUUAGAACUAACUCACUGCCCUCCUGGCCUCCAUGGUACUGGAAUGGCUGAAGAACACUUCAAGGUUUUCAAUAGAGUAUUUUGGUGUUUGAUCAAAAAUGUAUUAGGCAAGAAGGCUCCCUACAGCUGUAAAUUUGCCUUCAGGUCCUUCACUCUGGAUUUUGAAAACACCGAGGUUUCUGAGGAUGACAUUGUGUCUUCAGAGAGUUGUCUGAAGAAUCCCCUUGGUAGUUGGCAGAGCCAAAUUCCCACUUCGGAAGAAGCAGCAGCAACUCUUAAACUUCAAGCCAUCUGGAGAGGGACCUAUGUUAGGAAAGUACUGAACAGCAGAAAACCGGGUACCAAAGAAAACGCUAACGUCAAAGAAACUUUGCAAAACCUGUGGACUGCGAUUGAGUUAAAUUUUGAACAGUGUGCUGUAAUGUUGUUAAGAGAAAUGUUUAAAAGAAACUGUAAGUCAAUUGAAAAGUUUCCUUGUUUUGAAGAUGAAUGGUGUAAGAUGUCUUUUGCUGACUAUAAUGGAUCGUAUGCUGAUCAGCCACCAAAUACAUGGUUUAUGCUCUUUAGAGAAAUAUUUUUUGUUCCAGAAGACAUGCUUAUAGUGCCAAAGGUGUAUACCGCUAUCCCUUCCUGUAGACUUCAUGUUGUUGAUAAUGACACACUGGAGGAAAUGCCCCAUGUCUUUUUCAAAGUGGCUCCUUGUGUUUAUCCCAAAAAUAAGAAAGGAUACACAUUUAUGGCUGAAGCACGUACUGGUGACCUACCUGUGGCAGCUGGAAGAUGGAGGCUCCGGCUUAUUGGUUCUCAUAGUCCACUCCCAUUUCUCUCUCGUGAAGCUGUAUAUAAUGUCUAUUCUAUUAAAGAAAUUAAAGAGUAUUACAUACCCAAUGACAAGCACAUAAUGUUCAGGUAUUCAGUAAAAGCCGCAGCAUCACAUAUUGCUACGGUGCAGGUACAAACCUCUAAAUCAGAUGUGUUCAUUAAACUACAAGUCCUAGAUAAUGAGCAAGAAAUUUUGAGUGUCACGGGAAAGGGACAUGCAGUCAUCCCUGCUUUUAAUUUCUUGAGUAAUGAAAUGCUUUUGAGUUCUCAAUCAAGCAAGACUAAUCAAAGUAGUACAAGGAAGGAAUCAGAAAUUAAAGGAUCCAAAAAAAAAGUUCAUAAUUCAUCAUCUUCAAAGGACACCAAAACUUCUUUCAAGGCAGGACAUGUACGAGAAGGUCCACCUACAUUAGAAGAUGAAUCUUCCAUCUUGGAAACCUUUCAAAAUAAGGAUGGACGUCCACAACAAUCUCACAAGUAUAUCAUACAAGCAUUGGUGCUGUAUAAUAGUUGGCCACUUGAAGAGAGUCAGUCUCUGUUUGUUCAGGAACUGAAAGAAAUGGUGAAAACUGAAAGCAAAGUACAUGGGGAAAAGCAUGAGGAGCACAGCUUUCCUCUAACGCUCAAUCUUUCUGAAGUACAGAAAUCUGGAAGUGUUCAUAAAACAACCAGAAAAACAAAAGAUAAAGCAUCUGAGAAGACAGAAAAAGAGAAGUCCGGUAAAGAAAGAAGAGGAUCAAUUAUAUCCCUUCUAUCUCCACCUGAAUCUCAGCAAGCUGCUUCAAACAAACCGUACUGGACUUUACGUCUAGUUAGUGAACAGAGAGAGGCAGAUAUUCUGGAGGUGAAGAAAGACACACAGCGAGCGGAUGAGAUCAAAGCCAUGAAACAAGCAUGGGAGUCUGCAGAGCCAGGAAGAGCUAUCAAGGCUUUUCAGGAACGCAUGCGGUUCAUUAAUAAGUUUACUGUGAGAGAUUCAGAGGAGCCCACAGAUGAGACUGAGACUGCCAGUAUAACACCCAGUUCAGAAGAAAGAGAUUCUCUUACCACAGGAAAGAAAACAUCACAAGCAGAUACUGACUCAAGCUUACAAAUGCAGCAAAACAAAUGGGAGCCUAUAGACCUUAGUCCCUACAUGAGAAAAACAAUGUCAGAGCCUGUGCUAAGAAAUGAGUUUAUCAUUCAACAGCAAGAGAUGCGUAAAGCAGAAAAAAUCAAGCAUUUUAAGGAACUUCGAGAGCUGGCUUUGGAACAAAGAAAACAAGAACAAAAUGACAGAGCUUUGCUGAAGAAAAAUAUACUUGAAAUGUAUGAGAAUCUGCAGGCAUCCUUAGAUGAAGGACGGGACAGAAUUCACAAUAUUCGGGAAGCGUACCGAAAUGAGCUGCUAGAGGCUGAGCGCAGAAAACAAGAAGAGCUGGCAGCUCAGGAAGCAGCCCUGCAAGCAGAGCAAGAUGCACUCAAAAAAAAGCACAAAAAAAAUACAGGGAAAAAGAAGUAGUUGCUAUUUAAUUGUAUUUAAUAGUUUGGAACAGAAAGUUUAUAUGCAAAGUUGAGAAAUAAUGUUAUUUUUCAGUAUUUUUGUUAACUAUAUCACAUUUUAUCUCUUUGACUAAUGCUAGUGAAAAAAUCGUUCUAGUAUUACUCUUUUUGACAAAGUGUUCGGUAAUUUACUUCUCAUGAAUGUACUCACUACUAUUAGAGUUUGUAUGUUUUACUGGAAUAAAUUUUGCAGCAAAAAUUCA